AUGGCCUGCUCUCUUGCCAUAUCACGGUUUUGUGGGCGUUCUUUUAUUCCAUAUUCUAGCAACCAGCAAGUAAAUCCAAUAUCAUAUGCCACUAAUUACAAGAUAAGGCAUCCCCCCUUUGUUUCAAGAAAUUUCUUAGGAAAUCCUUUGUUAGCUGCUUCUGUAUACAGCUGGCGAGGACUUGAUUUCUCAAACCAUGGACUGGCCCAUUCAGAAAGAUUUCGGAUGUAUGCAGCACUUGAUGUUGCCACUGCUGUUGAUGUUAUUAAUGAUUUGGGAUUUGAUACUUUGACGUUCUUAGCUGUUACAGUCAUUAUCGUUCCUGCGUUCAAGAUCAUCAAAGCUAGCCCUAUACUUGGUUUCUUCUUCGCCGGUAUUGUACUCAAUCAGUUUGGCUUGAUUCGAAAUCUUACAGAUGUGAAAAUUUUGUCUGAAUGGGGGAUUCUUUUCUUGCUAUUUGAGAUGGGCUUGGAGCUUUCGUUUUCACGUCUAAAGGCUCUUGCAAAAUUUGCCUUUGGCAUGGGAUUAACUCAGGUCGUAUUGUCUACUCUUGCUUUCACAGCCUUUGAACUCCCUCCUAAUGGGGCUAUUGGAACCAGAAUUUUGACGUUCCUCUUUAACUCAAGGCCUGAUUUGGUCAACAUCAGAAGCAUUGAUGAAGCCGUAGUGAUUGGUGCUGCUCUCUCUCUGUCUUCUUCAGCUUUUGUACUUCAGCUACUUGCAGAGAAAGGUGAACUCCCUACAAGAUUUGGCUCAGCAACUCUAGGGAUACUUCUUUUACAGGACAUAGCAGUCGUACCUCUCUUAGUCAUACUUCCAGUGCUGGAAAGCCAGAACCUAGCAGAGGGCAGUAUAUGGCCAAUGCUUCUGAAGGAAAGUCUAAAAGCCUUAGGUGGACUGGGUAUUCUUUCUCUUGGAGGAAAAUUCCUUCUUAGACGAGUGUUUGAGUUUGUGGCAGAAGCAAGGAGCUCUGAGGCUUUUGUUGCGCUUUGCUUGUUGACAGUUGCAGGGACUUCACUUCUCACCCAGCAGUUGGCUUGGAGCAUUUUUGGCUGGAGCACUAUUAGCAGAAACAAAUUCCGGACACAGAUUGAAGCUGAUAUAAGGCCAUUUCGAGGAUUACUUCUUGGGUUAUUUUUCGUAACUACAGGGACGUCCAUUGACAUGCCGCUUCUUUUCCGAGAGUGGCCGAAUGUGCUUUCACUCUUGGCAGGCUUGAUUGUCAUCAAGACACUGAUCAUAACAGCAAUAGGCCCUCGUGUUGGACUCACUAUAAAAGAAAGUAUAAGAAUAGGAUUGCUUCUAUCUCAAGGAGGCGAGUUUGGAUUUGUAGUUUUUUCUCUCGCAAACAGGCUUGGUGUGCUACCACUUGAGCUUAACAAGUUGCUUAUAAUAGUUGUUGUCUUGUCAAUGGCAUUGACCCCAUUGCUUAACGAAACUGGAAGAAGAGCUGCUGAAUUUAUUGGUGACAAUUUAGAUGCCGAGGAUAAACCUGCUGAGGUGGUCAACUUUGAUUCUAGUGAACCUGUUGUUAUUCUUGGAUUUGGACAAAUGGGCCAGGUCCUUGCCAAUUUCUUGUCUACUCCAUUGGCUUCUGGGAUAGAUGGCGAUAAUCUGGGAUGGCCAUUUAUAGCUUUUGAUCUUGAUCCUUCUGUGGUGAAGGCGUCUAAAAAACUUGGUUUUCCAAUUCUUUAUGGGGAUGGAUCCCGUCCAGCAGUUUUGCAAUCUGCUGGUAUCUCUUGCCCAAAAGCUGUCAUGGUCAUGUACACUGCCAGGAAUAAAACAACUGAUGCUGUUCAAAGUCUUCGACUUGCUUUCCCUGCAGUCCCAAUUUAUGCCAGAGCUCUGGAUCUCAAGCACCUUUUAGAUCUGAAGAAAGCAGGUGCAACAGAUGCUAUUCUGGAAAGUGCAGAGACAAGUUUGCAGCUGGGCUCUAAGCUUUUGAAAGGGCUUGGAGUUAUGUCUGAUGAUGUGAACUUUCUCCGUCAGCUCUUUCGUGAUUCCAUGGAGCUGCAAGCUCAAGAAGGAGUGAGCAAAACUGAUGAUAGAGAAUUUAAUAGUCUGAAGCCUAUGCAGGUGAGAGUUGCCGACUUGAUUGAUGAUGCGGUACCCGUUCCAUCCACGUCCUUAGAAGGUGAAUCAUGGGGGGCAACCAGGGAAGAUAGUUCUUAUAUCUUGACAAUUGAGGGGAAUGUGGACAAAGCAAAUCCCGAAAACAGUGAGCUCCAACAGUCUGAGCAUACAGAAGAGGAAGGAGUUUCACAUAGUGGCUUAGAAACGGAGAACAGUUUUGCAAUUAAAUCACAAGAUGUUGACGGAUCAAACUCUUGUGUAACAACUAAAGAUGAAGUGUAG
Molecule: messenger RNA, 2355 nt
Organism: Prunus armeniaca (apricot)
Lineage: Eukaryota; Viridiplantae; Streptophyta; Magnoliopsida; Rosales; Rosaceae
Source: the annotation of a GenBank genome assembly